AAUCGUCAACAAACUACAGACGAACCGGUAGGGUUUUUAGAAUCUAACUAUUUACAUUCUUUACGGCCCAAGUGCCUCACACUCUUUGAAAUAUAUUCUAAAUAUCACACUCGUUUUGUUCUUACCGAAUACUCGCACAUAUUCUACGGCAGUACAUAAUGGCAGGCGUUAUAGAAGCAAUUGGCGUGCUCUCAGGUGUACUUGGAAUACUACAGUUUGGUAUUGACCAUUUCCCGAAGGACGAUGGGCCAAAGUCUGUUGUUAGGGUUACCGUUGGAUUAGAUACCCCAGGUGGUCUUAACGAUGCCGGUGGUGACCUUCCUGAUGUUAGACUAUUCAAUGAGGCCGGCGAGUUCCUCGGUAUCAAGACAGACCCAGGCUCCGUCUCAGAUGGUGGUUUCGGCGACAUCGAGAUUAGCCACAAUGACGACUCAAACCAACAACCCGCAUAUGCCUUAUUUUCGGCUAACAACGAUGCUAUCUGCAUUGCACACGCCGUCGUCACUUUCCCAGGCAAUGAGAGAUAUACCUGGGUCGGUGACUGGGGUCGCCAAUGCGGCGGUAGUUGGUACUACUCAAACAUCUACAUAGACAGCAGCAACCGGAAGGUUGACUGCUUGUGGAUUGACGGCAACAAUGACCAGCCGCAAAGCGGAUUCCAAGUCCACUGGCCCGAAUUCGUAAACAAGGACGGCGACGAGAUUCCAUCGGACGAGGCCGGGAUGGCCGAUAAAGUAGACUACCUGUGCAACAGAGGGCCUCCGUUCAAGAUGUACAACUACGAAGACAACAGAGACCCGCACGGCAUUACCUACUGGAUCCUCAACAACAAGCGCUCCGAGGAUAGAACCGACAACCGCAAAAUCGGAAUGUCCUACGCUCCGCCGAAAUACCCUACCUCCGCCAAGUUCGGCCGCAACUCGCCCCGAGGAAACAGCACCGUUCCUUCUGGCUCCAGCCGCCAGGCCAACCGUCUAGUAGUCAGCAACAACGCCCAGCACACGGCGGUCGAGCUCUGCGAGAGCAAGACGUCCUACGGUCCGGACUUCUUGGAUCUGAUGGACAAGAAAUUCUGUCGUAUGUCGGACAAGACUCUUUGGCCGGUGUGCGACGGCGCUCAGACCGUAGACAACUGCUUUAACACGGACGUCCAGCAACUCAUUGUCAAUGGUGUUUCGGCUAGGGACAGCCCCUAUAGCAACGUUGUAGACUGGACGUCGGGGAAUUAGAUGGGCUUGGGUAUUUUGUAGACUCUGGGUUGGGAUGGACGGAAAAUAUGUACAAGUAUUCAUGACUGUCGGCGCAUGGGAGCAGGUUAUUUAUUAUUUAUUAAGGCCUUGGUUGUACAGUAUGACUGUGAUGUAGGAUAUUCAAGCAUGCAACUAGAUGUGACAGCAAGAUAAUAGCAGUUGGGC
Daldinia loculata is the source of this 1415-nucleotide messenger RNA. RefSeq lists its product as uncharacterized. The record is from RefSeq and is a predicted model, not a curated record. The transcript is spliced from 2 exons. NCBI's taxonomy places the organism in Eukaryota, Fungi, Ascomycota, Sordariomycetes, Xylariales, Hypoxylaceae. The coding region runs from base 159 to 1229 and encodes 356 amino acids.